Molecule: messenger RNA, 1456 nt
Organism: Sitophilus oryzae (rice weevil)
Lineage: Eukaryota; Metazoa; Arthropoda; Insecta; Coleoptera; Curculionidae
Product: UPF0046 protein C25E10.12
Exons: 4
Coding region: 446-1336 (296 amino acids)
Molecular function (GO): hydrolase activity
Source: RefSeq, a predicted model, not a curated record
UGCAUAACGUGUGUGAAUUAUUGUUUUGAUAAAAAUGAUGUUAUCUAAUCAAUUUAAUAUCUUUUUUUAGUGUCUGUUAUGUGAAAAAUGACUUGCAGCUUGUAAUUACAUAAAAAAAUUGAUUAAUUCAGAUAUUUUAAAGUGUAAAAAACACACAUUCUCCGCUACUGACCUAUGUUAACCUCUCAAAUCUCUCAAAUCAAAUCAGAGUGAAAUUUCAGAAAAGCUCUCUAUGAUUUUCCAUGUUUUUUCUAUGAUACAUUUAGAAAUACAUUUUUUCUAUUAUAUAACAGUUAAAGAGAUAAGUGUUUAAAAACUAGAACCUGGAUUUUAUCUAUAGUUUAAGUGAGGGAAUUAAAAAUCAAUUCAUAUUAUGCUUGUCAUUUCCUGCACAGGUUAUAGAUCAGAAAUACUUUAACAAAAAUUGGAAUUCUAACAGAAAAUUAUGGAUAACGAAGUAUCUGUGCAUCCUCUAUCCGAUAGGCCUACAGCGGCAUGGAAGGAAAUAAGCAAAACCCAGAAAAUGUACAAACUAAACGUAAAAAUUCCUCAAAAACCAGUUGAACCGAACAAACUACGGUUUGUAUGUAUGAGUGAUACACAUUCCUUAAUUCGUAACAUAAUGUUUGAUAUACCUGACGGAGAUGUCUUUAUUCAUGCCGGAGAUUUUACAAAGUGUGGCCAAAAAGAUGAGGUUCUUUCUUUUGAUAAAUGGAUAGGAACGUUACCACACAAACACAAGAUUGUAAUAGCUGGAAAUCACGAAUUAAGCUUUGAUGAAAAAUUCACAAACCUUUUUAAGAAGAAAAUUGAGUCACAGUCAAGAGAUAUGACUGAUGAAGUACCUCACUAUGGUAAAACGAAAGACAACAUUAACGAUGCAGUAAACACUGAAAAUAUCAGACAAUAUCUAACAAAUUGUACAUAUUUAGAAGACUCAGGCCUAGAAAUUUGUGGCAUAAAAAUAUAUGGAACGCCCUGGCAGCCAGAGUUUGGGAAUUGGGCAUUUAAUUUACCUCGAGGCUCAGAAUGUUUAAAUAAAUGGAACAGAAUACCUUCUGAUACUGAUGUCCUUAUAACUCAUACACCCCCUUUAGGACAUGGUGAUUUAGUUUGCUCUGGUGUUAGGGCGGGAUGUACAGAAUUAUUAUACACAGUUCAAAAAAGGAUUCAACCGAAAUACCAUAUAUUUGGUCAUAUACAUGAAGGCUAUGGAGUAACAUCAGAUGGUAAAAUAAUUUUUGUUAACGCUUCAACAUGCGACAUCAACUAUAUACCAAAUAAUCUACCGGUAGUAUUUGACAUACCGUUACCUCCAGGUCAUUUAAAAGGCUAAAUGACUUAAAUAUUUCAUUCACCCUGUGUAGAUAUAGGACUUUAAUUUAUUGCGAAAGGUUUUCUAUUUUUUUAUAUGUAUAUAUUUUGAUCAAAGUAACAAUAAAAUCAACAAACUUUA